AUGGUUUUUGUUUCUCUUUGUGCAGUUGCAUUGGAAAAUAACGAGGACAAAGAUGGCGUCUAUGCGGUGAUGCGGAAAGUCCUCGGAUCGGAUGCAUCUUCAGAAAAGCUUGUCAAACUUGUUCGCGGCGCAAAAUGGGCGACCGGUCUCGUAUCGCUCUUGUUGAAGACACGCCCAGCAUCCCGUCAGCUUUUACGCCCGGCUAAGCGACUGUUCUGUGGAUAA
Penicillium odoratum is the source of this 225-nucleotide messenger RNA. RefSeq lists its product as uncharacterized. Lineage: Eukaryota; Fungi; Ascomycota; Eurotiomycetes; Eurotiales; Aspergillaceae. The transcript is spliced from 2 exons. The coding region runs from base 1 to 225 and encodes 74 amino acids. The record is from RefSeq and is a predicted model, not a curated record.